Messenger RNA from Erigeron canadensis, 585 nucleotides. RefSeq lists its product as uncharacterized. The transcript has 3 exons. The record is from RefSeq and is a predicted model, not a curated record. The coding region runs from base 23 to 478 and encodes 151 amino acids. NCBI's taxonomy places the organism in Eukaryota, Viridiplantae, Streptophyta, Magnoliopsida, Asterales, Asteraceae.
GGAGAAACAGAAACUCUAAUCGAUGGAGGAACAAGGCGGAGAAACUCGUGAAUCUAAAUUUUCCAGGUUAGAAUACGGCGGCAGUAGAAACCCUAACCGGGAGGGCAUGGAGGAACCAGUAAUAUAUCAGGGGAUACAAUUGGGCCGCGAGACGGAUGUACCACCUGAAGGAUACGAUUUCAUGUAUCACAGGAUGCAAACAGAGACGGGUGAAAAAUUGUUACCAAUCACGAUAGGUGGUAUCCCCAUAACACUGCCCAAACCCGGUUACUUUGAUGUUAAAAAACCCGGCCCAUUCCCUGGGAUUCCUCCUGAAAUUUUGAAGUAUAUGUAUCCCGACUAUGAUCCGUCAGAUCCCCAUCUAGAAGGUCUUAAAGGACGCAACCCCCCUUGUCCUCCGAAACCUGUUGUCUUCUUGAAUGAAGCGCGGAUUAGCUUCCAUCCAGAGGCAAGCCGAUCUCAAGCGCCGCCAGGAUGAGGCUUUGGAGAAUUAUGACCGUGACUAUGCAGCAUAUUUGUCCGGUAUCCAUUAAAUUAUAGGUUUGGAUUGGGUGCAAAUGCGAGCCAAUUGCCACUGCUACCUAG